Molecule: messenger RNA, 4352 nt
Organism: Tachysurus vachellii
Lineage: Eukaryota; Metazoa; Chordata; Actinopteri; Siluriformes; Bagridae
Gene: abtb1
Product: ankyrin repeat and BTB (POZ) domain containing 1
Exons: 12
Coding region: 222-1652 (476 amino acids)
Cellular component (GO): ubiquitin ligase complex; cytoplasm
Molecular function (GO): protein binding
Source: RefSeq, a predicted model, not a curated record
UCGGAAAACGGGUGGUGGUAAACAUAACUCCGUGUUCCUGUUUACGUCUGCUUGAAAUUUCGGGACAGAGAAGACGACAGUGACGGUGCAGCCCUGAUCCGCGCCGUUACACACGUUUAAAGUGGUAUUUUGCAGUAAAAGUUGCAGCUCUGCGCCUGCGCCUCUCCUGUCGUUAGACAGGCCGUUUCAAUGCAUUACAGAGAGCCGUUAUCACCGCGGAGAUGGACGCAAGUGACCUGUUCUCGAGCUGCAGAAAGGGCGACGUUGCCAGAGUGAGAUACCUGGUCGAACAGAGAGAUGUGGAACUGAACAUAAGAGAUAACUGGGACAGUACACCUCUGUACUACGCAUGCCUUUGUGGACAUGAGGAGUUGGUGCAGUAUUUAUUGGCCAACGGAGCGAAGUGUGAAGCGAACACGUUCGACGGCGAGCGAUGUCUGUACGGCGCACUGAGCGACUCCAUACGCCGCCUGCUCAAGGAGUACAAGCGCAUCACAGCUAAAACCAUGCAUCGGGAUUACUAUGAGCAGUUCCUGCAGACGCUGCUGGAGCAGGGCUCGUACUCUGACGUGACCUUCAUGGUGCACGGCGAGAUGUUCCGCACACACCGCUGUGUCCUCAGCGCUCGCUGCGAAUACUUCGCCCACAUGCUGGAGACUAAGUGGAAGGACAAGACUAUGAUCGCUCUCAAACAUCCACUGGUGAACCCGGCCGCGUUCGCCGCCAUCUUGCAGUACUUCUACACAGGCCGGCUGGACAUCGACGUGAGUUACGUGGAGGACUGCAAGCGUCUGGCUAAGCAGUGCAAGAUCAGCGAGCUCAUCGAGGAGCUGGAGGUCAAGUGCAAGCAGGUGCAGGAGUUCGUGUCCAACAAGCCGGGGACGUGCGUGAAGGUGCUCACUCUGGAUCCUCACCACUGGCAGCUGCAGGACGGCAUGGCUCUGUUAGCUGACAGCGCUCUCCCCGCCGAUCUGAGGGUUGGAUACGGGCAGCUUCCUUUUGAUUUGACUGACAGUUUUCCGAGCUACCCUGACAUCUGCUUUCGGGUGGACGGUUAUGACUUCCUGUGUCAUAAGGUAUUUUUCUGUUGCCGUAGCGAUUACUUCAAGGCAUUAGUGGAAGAUCAUUUCAGUGAAGGAGAAACCCUGCAGUCUCACCCUGAAGUUCCUGUCAUCACCCUACAUGAUGUAUCUCACGAGCUGUUCACCAAAAUCCUCUACUACAUCUACAGUGAUAACACACAGCUGUCCCACGAUAGCGUGUAUGAAGUUUUAUGUGUAGCAGACAUGUACCUGCUGCCGGGUCUGAAGCGCCUGUGCGGCCGCACACUGGCCGCGCUGCUGAGCGAGGAAAACGUUCUGCACAUGUGGAAGACGGCCAAACUGUUCAGCCUGUCGCGCCUCGAGGACCAGUGCACAGAGUACAUGGCCAAGAUCAUCGAGAGGCUGGUGGAAAGGCAAGAGUUUGCAGAGCUGAUCCAAGAGGAUGCAGAGAACGUGGCUGCACGCCAGGAGACGGACUCCAUCCCGCUGGUGGACGACAUCCGCUACCAUAUCAGCAGCGACGUUCAGACGUACAGCGCCAUCGAGGAGGCCAAUCAGAAACUGCACGCCCUCGAGCUCCUGCUCAAUUACAUCGGCCUGGACUGCUGAGCACGCACGCAGAUGUGUAGUAUAACACGGUGUGAUGUUACGGUUUUAUUUACACUUUCUGUGCACCGCUGAAACGUUCGGUUUUAGAACAACAGCCUGCUGUCCAACAUUAACGCGCUUUAAUAUCCACUCACGCCGAGCGGAGCUUAAAGCUUUAAGUAAGAUUACUUAUUGUUUUUACUUUAGAUUAGAUUCUGUUCUUAUUAACCUGAACAAGAAACGCUCAAAUAUUAUUUAGUGCAUCAAUACAGUUACAGUGAGGUGAAGUGCAGGCUGCAGAUUAACUGCUAAAAUAUUAACACUUAAGAUCAUUUAAGCAGUUUAGGAGCCAAAUUGCUUUAACGCAUCAUGUCUGUAUUCGUCGUGUCGGACUUUACAAGCCUGUGGUCGUACGGAUAGGAAAAAAAAAUGCACGCAAAAUAAACUGAACACAAUUUUGAGCAAAUUAAUCAUUUUAAGUAACGAUAUCUCCUGCUCCAAAUGAAUACAUCAACACGUAAAUAUACAAACCACAGGAAUCAUGAAAAUUAAAGUUAACCAACAGCUAAUUAUGUUGGAUUCAUUAAUUAAGGAUUCUGAAUCUGCAGUCUUGAAGUAAACAGCGUAAUAUAAUAAUGUGACGCAAAAGUGCUUCGUUUACUUCAUGAGCGAUUUUAUAAAAGAUAGAAAGGCAGGUUUUUCGUUAAAGGACUUAAAGUGUGUUAUUAGUUAAACAUACAGAUUACAUUUAUUUUAAAGGCACUUAGGUGAUUGUAUAAAUACACAAAGCAUGCACAUGUGUGUGGAGCUUAUGUAACGCACCAGUCAGUAAUGAGUGACAGCUGAUCAGUGAUAACCAGCAGUUUUAAGCUCACUCACUACUAAUACUAGCAAUAUUCAGACAAUUUAAAAUGCACCCGUUUGAUCGGCUCUAACAGGAACGUGCUUUAACACGAUAACGUUACGACUGCUUUUUGUCCUUCGUUAUUAACAUUACGAGGUCAUUUAUAUGAAAUGUAAACAACGUUAAGAGUAAAAUGUUAGCUUCUGAUGUUUUUAAAUCGUACCCGUUAAAGAGAGGUUGACGUGUUUCAGUGAGCUCUAUAUACAGAUUGAAAAUAAAAAAAGAAACGAAGAGACGGAUUCGUGACACACUUUCAGCAUCGUCUCUACUGAUCACCGUUAUUGUGUGUGUUAUCUGUGAUUAUGACACAUAAAGUUACAGAUCUCACACUUCUGUAUGUUGUUACCUGUCUCAGGUGUGUUAGAAUCUGGACAGAGCAAAAGCAUUGGAUUGGAUUUGGACUGUUUUUUUUUGUUUGUUUUUUAAAGUCCAUUUUGAGACCUUAGAAUUAUAAGGUUCUAAAACUAUUUCCUCACGAAUGAGUCCCUGUAAUAUUAAUUAUUCAUCGAAUAUAUUAUUUACAUUCUGCUAAAUAUUUACAAGUGGCGAAUGUGUUGAAUUCUUUAUUCUGAAUUCUGAUUGGUCAAAAGGUCGACGGACCUUAGGGAACGAUCGUGUCUUGAAUCUGGUCAAAUUGAUCUACUUUUUUUAAAUUAAUACAAUUACAGUAAAGCAAAUAUAAGAUUAUUUCUAGUAUUAUACUAUUUUUAAGCUUUUGAUUAUUUUUUUUCCUCCAUUAUUUUACAAAUUAUUAUUAUAUAAGUAUUUUAUAUAUCAGAAGUUAAUGUUUAAAUGUAGCUUUAAACUAAGUUAAAAAAUAUUACAAUAUCAAUUAAGCUUAGAAAUAGGCUUAGCUUUGUUUUAUAAUCUUAGCUUUGUUUUAUUGUAAUCAUAUAAAAAGAAAUAGGAUUUAUUGUUUUUUGUCAAUAUCGAAUAUGCUAAUAACUUAAUAAGAUUUUCUUUUGCAGUCUGAUGCAGGUUAUAAUCCGAAUCACAGGUUCACGUCAACGCCAGCGUUUUCGUUUUUGCCGUUUCUUCUACCACACAAAAAAAAAAAAAAAACAUCAAUAUGAAGAGGUUUUUUUAUAAGGAGUUUAUGAAAGGAGUGUUCUGUGUAAUAAUGUCCAUAAAACACUUUUAUUUGAAAAUAAUCAAUAUAUUAAAAUCACUCCUUCACAAUCGGUUCCUUAACCGACACGAUUUACAUGAACCUUAUAAGCCCAAGGUCUUGUUGUAUUAAGCUGUACAACAGUUUUAUAUCUGAGAUGUUUAUCUGGGUCUGGUGCUAAGCUUUUCUUUUACUUUAGUGGUUUUAUUAUUAUUAUUAUUAUUAUUAUUAUUUGCUUCUUUUUUUUUGUUUGUUUUAUAGUGCUUCAGUUUCACUGUGUGAUGAUCUCGAAGAAACAGGAGCAUGAAGAAUGAAAUUCACACUCUCAUCUCUCAUCAUGUCUUUUUUAAAUAAGCUUUAAACUGGGGGCAUUGAGUGUUGCUGAUGUUGCCCACGAAUAAAAAAUAAGAACCACCAGUUUAGUCUUGUAUAAAAUGCAUGAAACGUCACGCACUUUCCUCAAAAAUGCAAUUUAAUUAAAUGUUUAAUGAAAUAGCAUGAGAUUAAUAGUUUGAUUGAUUACAUGCUUAUUUAUUAACUAAAACAUAUAAGUCUGUUUAUAUAUGCAGCGCUAAUCUGCUAUUACCUCUCUCUAGUUUUUAAUGACGUUAGCCUUUUAGCUGUAAUAAAUCUGCCUUGUUUGAUCUACUACAGUGGAAAGAAUAACAGUGUGUAAAGUCAAUUCUUCACUAAACGCUUUCUCAAAGUC